CACCAUAUCUCUACAUUUUCGAUUUCAUCGAGAUGCACUCACGCAGUCGACAAUCACGCGCCGGAGCAACGCCAAGCAGCAGCCGCCGUUCUGUCGCAGGAACGCCAGCUCGAGCUACCCAAGAUGUACUACCGCCGUACAAGAAGCCUGCGCACCCGCUCGAUGGCGAGGCACAGCGAGCACUACGAGAAUUGAACGGCACUACAUUGUCGAAUGUCAAGAAGUACAACAAGGACGCGAUAGCCAAGAUCCGGACAUCGGCUGAAGGUGUCAAUGACAUGUUGAGCGAGCACCAGCGAUUCUUCAACGCACGCAGCAAGAAAUGGGACGCCGGCAAGAAGCUAGAUGAAAGGGAAGACGAGGAGGCGAUAAUGGCAGACCUUGAAAAGAAAGUCUAUGAGGCGACUGCGAAGUUAGAAGAGAGCAUGAGAGCGGUCAUCGACUCCAGCGUUGGCGCAGAGCGUAUCGAGGAAAUUCUUGAGUGGUUGCGCCAGGCCGCUCCCAGGCAACUCGAGGAAGAGUACGAAACACAAAUGACGCAACGUCAAACCCAGAGACGAGAGAUACAACGCCUAGAAGGUAGCGACGCAGAGUCAGAUGUUGACAUGCAAAUGGACGAGGGCCCAACGCCUGGGCCGACCCCACUCGAUGGCUCACGCGUAGCCCUUACCGGCUGCGUUGACAUGUUCAUCGACCGCAUGAAGCGUGAUACGGAUGCAUAUACAUCUCACUCGCUCACUGCGCGCUAUGCAAGACACAACGAAUACCGAGACUUCAAGCGGGUGGUCCACGAUGCGCGAUAUGGCGACGAUGGGCCCGUUCUUGGCCACGAAGAUACUUGGUUCACAGAGGCUGGCGAGCCACAGCUAGGAGUCACGCAGACUCGAGGCGGUGCCUACGAUGACGACGAAGAUGAUCUCGUCAUGGACAGAGCGACAAUCAGCACCAAAUGUCCGAUCACAUUCCAGCAAUUGAAGGAACCAUACUCAAGCACCAAGUGCCCACACACAUUUGAGAAGACCGCCAUUCUAGGCAUGAUCAGAACGAGUAGUAGCCGUUUCGGUCCCGGUGGGGCACGAUCAGUCGCGUGUCCUAUCGUAGGAUGUGAUCAGCAACUCUCCGCCGAAGACCUUCGCGUUGAUCCGAUUCUCGUGAGGAAGAUUCAACGUGUGCAGCGCGCCGAACUGGAAGAAUCCCAAAUCGAUUCUGACGGCGAGGACGACGAAGAGGACGAUGACGAAAUACAAGCACCCCGAGGUCCUUAGCCUAACGGUAGGGGUGGUCGAACGAGGUAGGGUUCGUUGAGAUAGCAGCCACCGCAGCGCUUCCACCUCAAGACUCCGGGGCUUCCCGUAAUGACGAACAUGAUCAGCAGAGAUGGAGGAGAGGGCUUGUGCGGCUUGAGCGACGAAGGAAGCAUUUGAUACCCACGAUUACAUCGUUAUGAAGCUCACGCAUCAUUUUCUGCAAUCGAGCUAGACCAACAAACAGGCAAUACCUGAGCUACUGCAUGUUCCAGCUGCAUCUGC
Molecule: messenger RNA, 1529 nt
Organism: Boeremia exigua
Lineage: Eukaryota; Fungi; Ascomycota; Dothideomycetes; Pleosporales; Didymellaceae
Product: zinc-finger of the MIZ type in Nse subunit-domain-containing protein
Exons: 2
Coding region: 33-1265 (410 amino acids)
Biological process (GO): protein sumoylation; double-strand break repair via homologous recombination
Cellular component (GO): Smc5-Smc6 complex; nucleus
Molecular function (GO): SUMO ligase activity; zinc ion binding
Source: RefSeq, a predicted model, not a curated record